Messenger RNA from Bolinopsis microptera, 1753 nucleotides. RefSeq names its product TWiK family of potassium channels protein 18-like. The record is from RefSeq and is a predicted model, not a curated record. Lineage: Eukaryota; Metazoa; Ctenophora; Tentaculata; Lobata; Bolinopsidae. Gene Ontology annotation, biological process: potassium ion transmembrane transport; stabilization of membrane potential. The transcript is spliced from 9 exons. Gene Ontology annotation, cellular component: plasma membrane. Gene Ontology annotation, molecular function: outward rectifier potassium channel activity; potassium ion leak channel activity. The coding region runs from base 66 to 974 and encodes 302 amino acids.
CGUGCUGUAGAAUAAGUGGUCAGAUAGUGACCUUAUUGGUUAGCUUCAGUAUACUUGUGUUCUACAUGAUGCUGGGGGCGUUCAUGUUCACUGCAAUAGAGCUACCACAUGAGAGUAAAGGACAUAAUCUCUCUUUAGCUCGGCUGCAGAAAAUGACUUCAAGUUCGAGCAAAGCUAUCCAGAAACUAACUGCUCGUUUCAACUCAAGUGCUUGUGAGAGUUUGGAGGCAAUAGAGUUCUUUAAGAACCGUGACAAUGCAACCCCUCAUGAGGAGGAUGAAGUGUUUUCCUGGACUUACACAAAAUCUAUGAUGUUCGCCUUUGCUACCAUCACUACUAUAGGGUAUGGCGACUCAAUACCAACCACACAUGUUGGCAAGGGAAUGGCAAUACUGUUCGCUCUGACUUGCAUCCCUCUCUACUACAUGAUGGUGAUGCUUUACGCAAGACACGGGCUAACUAUCACUAAAAGUCUGAUUGAAACUUGCACCAGUGACAUUAGAAAAGCUUUCCUGAUUCUCAAUGCAGUGUUAUUUGGACUCCUAUUUAUUGCGAUUAUGUUCUUUACCGCUGUGUACUGCUUCACUGAUAAAACUGACUUUGGGAAUUCUUUGUGGUACACAUUUGCCACUUUCACUACCAUUGGAUUUGGAGAUCACGUCCCCGACAACGCACACUCUGGACACGCAUUCUACUUUAUUGUCUUUGUUACACUUGUUCACAUAUUGAUUGGAAUGAUCGUGCUCUCUUGGAAGAGCUCCUUCUUGAAGUUACACCGCACAGUGGAGAGGUACAGCUCUACUGUAUUUGGACUCUGCUGCCAUGUCUCUCUUAAUAGUUCACUGCGUGUGGAGGUUGGAAUGACUCGUUUACCAGAGGAGCCAGUAGACGCAGAGAUGGAGGCUGUCCAGUUCGACCCUAAUGAUAACGAGGACGAGGACGUCUUUAAUGAGGGUCAGAGAGUUGCCACGUGAUAGUCACGUGGGCACGUGAUAGUUUACACUUCAGACUGUAUUAUAUUAAUUAAUGUUAAUCUCUAGUUGAUUCUGUUAUUUUGGCUCACCCUGUGUCAAUGAUGUUUUGACCAAUCUCAUCUUAACAUAAUAAUUUAUUUUACUGUAAGUUAUAAUUUUAUUUUAUGCGAAUUUACAUACGUUACAAAAGUUUAUGCUACAGUUUUAUCUUUAAAUUUCACAAAGUAUUUUAGUUUUUGAUUAACAAAUAAUUUUAUGAUAUAUAGUAUGUUAUACAUUAUACAAUAGUACAAUGUAACCUAAUGUAAUAUGACAGAAAAUAUAUAAUUUCAAAAUUGUGAUUAAUUUCAAUUACGUAUUAAUCAUGAUCAAUUAUUAAUUUAUGUACCUGAUAUGAAUACGAAUAAAUCGUGUGCGCGAUCUAUAAUAAUCAAUAUGUUCAGUGUACAUUUUUUGUUUGUUGGGUUUUAUAGGCAGAGCAUGGUUUUGACGUUUGUUAAUUAUAUACUUCAAUUAUUUUUCAACCAAAGCCGAUAUUUUUAAAUUUCAUUCGUAGAAACAUGUAAGUGUAAGCUUUUUUAUUAAGUUUAAACAGGCUUGAGAAGGAAACAAGGUUUAAUAGAAGAAGAGAAAAGGAAACAAUAAUGAUCAAUUUAUUACAUAGAUAUAAUACCAUUAUCUAUUUUAUUAUUAUCAUCAACGUAGAUCGUGAAUUUAAAAAUAAUAUUUAUAUGUGUUAUGUUAUUGUGAUUGAUUUUUAGUAUUUAUGAUUUAUUGCU